Carassius gibelio (silver crucian carp) is the source of this 861-nucleotide messenger RNA. It is a transcript of the gene imp3, whose product is annotated as IMP U3 small nucleolar ribonucleoprotein 3. NCBI's taxonomy places the organism in Eukaryota, Metazoa, Chordata, Actinopteri, Cypriniformes, Cyprinidae. Gene Ontology annotation, molecular function: rRNA binding; snoRNA binding; structural constituent of ribosome. The transcript has 7 exons. Bases 115 to 666 code for a protein of 183 amino acids. Gene Ontology annotation, biological process: rRNA processing. The record is from RefSeq and is a predicted model, not a curated record. Gene Ontology annotation, cellular component: Mpp10 complex; small-subunit processome; small ribosomal subunit.
AUUCUUUACAGUUAAACACCGUGGAAGAAAAGCACGUGUCUGAAAGCUAACGUGAGCAAAAUAACUAGACAAAAACAACACACGUUGAAAAAUAUAGUCAGUUUUAUUGGCAAAAUGGUUCGUAAAUUGAAGUUCCACGAGCAGAAACUCUUGAAGAAAGUCGAUUUUAUUAACUGGGAGGUUGACAACAAUUUACACGAGGUUAAAGUGUUGAGAAAAUAUCAUAUUGAGAAGAGGGAAGAUUACACCAAAUACAACAAACUUAGUCGAAAUAUCAGAGAAUUGGCACAGAAAAUACGAGACUUGGACGAAAAGGAUGGUUUCAGAGCUCAAAGUACAGCGCUUUUCUUGGAAAAACUUUACAGUGUCGGUUUGAUCCCCACCAAACAGAACCUGUCCCUCACGAAUGAAGUCUGUGCUUCUGCAUUCUGCAGGAGACGUCUUCCCACAAUUAUGCUGAAACUGCGUAUGGCUCAGAACUUGAAGACUGCCAUAACCUUCAUCGAGCAGGGACAUAUUCGUGUUGGGCCUGAAAUUGUCACUGAUCCUGCUUUUCUCGUAACAAGGAGCAUGGAAGACUUUGUCACAUGGGUGGAUUCAUCCAAGAUCAAACAACAUGUCAUGAACUACAACGAAGAGCGAGAUGACUUUGACCUCAUUGUCUAAAUCCAGAAAGAAAUUUGGAUUCCAACCAGAAAUGAUCAGUGCAUCAAGAGCAGCUGUUGUGAUUCAUCAAAUGUAUAUAUUUAUACUCUGUCAGACAUAAAUGACCAAUUAUCAUCUUGAACCAUGUUAAGUGAGUAAAUGCAUUGAGUGUGACUGUUUUGUAAUAAUUGUAAACAAUAAACAAUUACAGUUCAA